GGCCUCCACAACCAUGCGAAUUUUCACAAUCGCAACGAGUGUUCUCGCAGCCAUCAAAUCCGCCUGGACCCGGGGGAGUCCAUUCGCGGCGGCCACGGCUCUCUUCCCCACCAACGACGAAGGGAAAUAUGUCAUUGGGGCCGAAGGCAUCCGUCUGGCAUUUACCAACCAUGGAGGGGCGUUAACCAACUUGUGGAUUAAUGAUACCCACGGUCAGGAGAUUGAUAUUGUUAUGGGCUUUGACCAGGCCGAUUAUUACCCAAGAUAUGAAGGCAACCCAUUCUUGAACGGGGCCAUAGGUCGAUACGCGGGCAUCAUCAGCAACGCUCGGUUUGAGUUAGGAGGCGUCAAUCAUCAGGUCUCCGCCAACGCCCACACGAGUAAGGGUACUGUCCCCAUGACCUGGAACGGCGGGGAGCACAGCUGGGGGCGGACAACGCUGGACAUCGGGUCCCACACGGAAAACAGCAUUACCUUCGUCCUGUUCGACCGCAGCUGGAACGGGUUCCCGGGGACGGCGGCCUCGUGUCUCACGCACACAGUAACGCCGUACGAGUGGCGCAUCGCCUUUGGGGUGACGCCGACCCGCAAGCCGUCCCCGAUCAAUAUGAGCCAGCAAGUAUUCUGGAACCUGGAUGGCCUGUCCGGGAACUACUCCUCAUCGUCGGCCCAAACAAUCUUAGAACAUGAACUGCACCUGCCAUUCUCGGGGCUGCGGAUCGGGACGGAUGACGAGGGGAUCCCGACGGGCGAUCUCAAAGCCAACAAGAAAGGUUCGCCGUAUGACUUUUGGUCAGCACCGAAGACGGUGGGGCAUUAUGGCAUAGGGAAGCCCGGUAGUCGUGGCUACGAUGAUACCUUCCUCAUCUCCCGAUUCCAGCCGUGGAAAAAGGAAGAUCAUCCCGUGGCGUCACUUUCGUCAGCACGUUCGGGGAUCAAGGUCGAACUUUAUACGGACCAGGAAGCCUUGCAUGUCCACACCUGGAAUAAUAAACCAGAUCAAGUACCACUGAAACGAAAGCAAGGUACUGGUAUAGUGCCGGAGUAUGGAGCGAUCUCACUGGAAAUGCAGGACUGGACUGAUGGAAUCAAUAAUCCCCAGUGGCAACGAGAGUCAAAGACAGUCUGGGGAAUGGACGGCCUUUAUACUACAUUUUCGACAUAUAAGUUCAGUGUUGACGGAGCAGCACGGUAA
Aspergillus pseudonomiae is the source of this 1195-nucleotide messenger RNA. Its product is annotated as putative aldose 1-epimerase family protein. Gene Ontology annotation, molecular function: carbohydrate binding; aldose 1-epimerase activity. Gene Ontology annotation, biological process: glucose metabolic process; beta-D-galactose catabolic process via UDP-galactose, Leloir pathway. The coding region runs from base 14 to 1195 and encodes 393 amino acids. The transcript is spliced from 3 exons. The record is from RefSeq and is a predicted model, not a curated record. NCBI's taxonomy places the organism in Eukaryota, Fungi, Ascomycota, Eurotiomycetes, Eurotiales, Aspergillaceae.